Molecule: messenger RNA, 3369 nt
Organism: Saccharomyces paradoxus
Lineage: Eukaryota; Fungi; Ascomycota; Saccharomycetes; Saccharomycetales; Saccharomycetaceae
Gene: ECM32
Product: RNA helicase
Exons: 1
Coding region: 1-3369 (1122 amino acids)
Biological process (GO): nuclear-transcribed mRNA catabolic process, nonsense-mediated decay
Cellular component (GO): cytoplasm
Molecular function (GO): RNA helicase activity
Source: RefSeq, a predicted model, not a curated record
AUGGAUUAUCAGUGCAGAACGUGUAGCCAAGCUUUAAAUGCUGAGCAAAUGAUGAAGCAUCUCUCAACGACGAGACAUAAAACAGUACUUGAUGCUUCUAAUGAUGAAGAGAUUUGCUGUGAGGAAUGCCAAGAUAAAAAUAUACAUCAACUUCAAAUCAUUAGAUUUGGAGGUGAAGAUAUGAUUUUGCUUUGUAAUUCGUGCUUCCGAAAAGAAUAUUCAGAAACGGAGCGUCCAUCAACCAGCUAUUCAUUACAAAACGGCUCCAUAUUGAAAUUUUGGGAAAAGUAUGUGAAAGUCAGGGAAUGUUGUUGUGAUGACUGUGGGGAAGAGUCGAAUUUGAAUGUAUAUAGGAAUGGAGAAGUACUCUGUGACAAAUGCUUGCAGAAGUCGAACAAAGCUAAAGACUUUGUCUCUGAAAAAAGUGGAAGAUUCUUAUACAUCUACCUGGGACUAAACGAAACACCAAAUAGCACUAGAAAGCCUAGAAAAAAGGGCGGCAGAAGGGUCGGUAGAGGAAAGAAGGGUAAGGAGGGUGGGAAGACUAAGAAGGAGAAAAAGGAAACUUUCGAGGCCAAAAUAAGCAGGAUCGCUUAUGAAGUUAAGAAAGAGAAUAGUACUAUUCAAAGCUCUAGCAACUUAAGUCUAAGAAAUUUUAAAGGGUUCAAAGCAGUGGAAAGCGAUCCAGAAAUUGCUGCAAAAGUAAGCAAAUCGGAGACUAGUAGGAAUAAUCUUAGCUUGUCAAAGGGAAACAAAGGGAAAGGAAAUAAGAUAAAUAACAAAAAAAAUAGUGGAAAUGGGGUAGGGAAGGAGAAGGAGAACAAAACAAACACUAGAAAUAAUAGCCGUAAUACGAAACAUAUACCAGAGGCCAGAAAAAAAGCCAGUGGUCGCGCUACAACAAACUCUGACGUAAAAAGCAAAACCAAAUCGGUCGAUAAACGUCAAUUACCGCAACCAAAAGUUUCGAAUGGAAGCGGGUUAGGUACCAGUAGUGCUACUACUUUGAAAAAGGGUAAAAAAGAAUAUGCAGACCAAAAGACUAACAGCAAUAAUAAAACGAGUAAUAAGAAUGCACGAGAAGCCAGACCAAAUUCAACUAGCAGAAAGAGUGCACUUAGCAAGAAACCAAAUAAUCAGGUGGAUAAGAAAACCAGUAAAUGGACAAUCGGCUCUGAUGCAGAAUCUUCCAGAGAACCUAGUGUUAGCCCAAAUGAGAACGCAACUCCAACUGCUAAAACGCGAAACCAGAAGAAGAAAGCUAACAAACCAGCGCUGAAGGAAAAAUCAUUACCUGCAAUAAUAUCAAAAAAAUCAGAGACAAGUUUACAUCAAGGUAAAAAUGUCGAAAAAACCAAGGAUGGGAAACUUAUUUAUGAAGAGGGUGAACCACUAACCAAAUAUAAUGCCUUCAAGCCGACCUUAUCAUACCCCGAUUUGAACGCAUACCUAAAUGAUUACUCGUUCGCUCUAUUCUUGGAACAGAAGUUAGAGAACGAUUUUAUUCAAAACUUCAACAUACUAUGGCCCCGCAAUGAAAAAGAUACAGCAUUUAUAAUCAAUGUUGACAAAAACAAUAAUCCCGAACUCGAAAAAUUACUGCCUGCAAAUUUGCUUGCGCUCGGUAGACCAGCGUUUAAUGAAAGGCAACCUUUUUUCUUUUGCACCCAGGAUGAACAGCAAAUUUGGUAUAUUUUCAUCAAAGAACUUUCUAUCCAAAGGGGUAAAUACGUUUUAUUGGUGGAACUAUUUUCGUGGAAUAAUUUGAGUUUGCCAACGAAAAACGGCUCAUCUCAAUUUAAGCUAUUGCCAACUUCUGCGCAGACGAGUAGAAUUUUAUUUGCCAUGACGCGUAUCACAAACCCAAAAUUUAUUGAUCUAUUGCUGGGUCAGAAGCCUAUUAAAGAGAUAUAUUUCGAUAAUAGGUUAAAGUUUUCCAGUGGUAAGCUAAAUAGAUCUCAGAAGACUGCAGUGGAACAUGUUUUAAACAAUAGCAUUACGAUUCUACAAGGCCCACCUGGCACAGGUAAGACAUCAACCAUAGAAGAGAUAAUCAUCCAAGUGAUUGAAAGAUUCCAUGCAUUCCCAAUAUUGUGUGUUGCCGCAUCCAAUAUUGCUAUUGAUAACAUUGCCGAGAAGAUUAUGGAAAAUAGACCGCAGAUAAAGAUCUUAAGAAUUUUGUCGAAGAAAAAGGAACAUCAAUACAGUGACGAUCACCCACUGGGCGAAAUUUGUCUCCACAAUAUUGUAUAUAAGAAUCUUUCCCCAGACAUGCAAGUUGUGGCGAACAGAACCCGUAGGGGCGAAAUGAUCUCCAAAUCGGAGGACACGAAGUUUUACAAAGAAAAAAAUCGUAUCACCAACAAGGUCGUAUCUCAAUCGCAAAUCAUUUUCACAACUAACAUCGCUGCAGGUGGUCGUGAACUAAAGGUUAUUAAAGAAUGCCCUGUGGUAAUAAUGGAUGAAGCCACACAGUCUUCAGAAGCUUCAACCUUAGUCCCACUUUCUUUACCAGGUAUAAGAAACUUCGUCUUUGUUGGUGACGAAAAGCAAUUAUCAAGUUUCAGCAAUAUCCCUCAACUGGAAACCUCGUUAUUCGAAAGAGUCUUGUCUAAUGGCACAUACAAGAACCCACUAAUGCUGGAUACGCAGUACAGAAUGCACCCAAAAAUUAGUGAAUUCCCCAUCAAGAAAAUCUAUAAUGGUGAAUUGAAGGACGGUGUGACCGAGGAACAAAAGGCAUGGCUUGGCGUGCAACAUCCGUUGUUUUUUUACCAGUGCGAUUUGGGACCCGAGAGCAGAGUGAGAAGCACGCAAAGGGACAUAGUCGGGUUUACGUACGAAAACAAACACGAAUGUGCAGAGAUCGUCAAGAUUAUCCAAAUACUAAUGUUAGACAAGAAAGUGCCGCUGGAAGAAAUUGGUGUCAUAACGCCCUAUUCUGCACAGCGUGAUCUGCUGUCUGACAUCUUGACCAAAAACGUAAUUAUUAACCCCAAACAGAUUUCUAUGCAACAAGAAUAUGAUGAAAUCGAGCUAUUUAACGCGGCUGGGUCCCAAGGAGCCGCCAGUAGUCUGCAAAACAAUGUGAUUAACAUCAUUAAUGGCCUACACGUCGCGACCGUAGACUCCUUUCAAGGCCACGAAAAAUCUUUCAUCAUAUUUUCAUGUGUCAGAAAUAACACCGAAAACAAAAUCGGCUUUUUACGCGACAAGAGAAGGUUAAACGUGGCAUUGACAAGAGCCAAGCACGGACUAAUUGUGGUGGGUAACAAGAAUGUCUUAAGAAAAGGAGACCCACUAUGGAAGGACUACAUUACCUACCUCGAGGAACAAGACGCCAUAUUCACUGAUCUCACAGCUUACUAG